This is a messenger RNA of Tachyglossus aculeatus (Australian echidna), 3248 nucleotides long. It is a transcript of the gene YTHDF1, whose product is annotated as YTH N6-methyladenosine RNA binding protein 1. Bases 124 to 1809 code for a protein of 561 amino acids. Lineage: Eukaryota; Metazoa; Chordata; Mammalia; Monotremata; Tachyglossidae. Gene Ontology annotation, biological process: mRNA destabilization. The transcript is spliced from 5 exons. Gene Ontology annotation, molecular function: N6-methyladenosine-containing RNA reader activity; mRNA binding. Gene Ontology annotation, cellular component: cytoplasm. The record is from RefSeq and is a predicted model, not a curated record.
ACAGGGCCCCUCAGCGAGCCCGCGGGCGCAGGCCCCCACAGGACCAGAUCCUUCCACCUCCUCCCCCUUCCCUUCCUUCUUCCCUUCCCUUCCUUCCCUCCCCCGGGGCCCCGUUCAUGAAUUAUGUCGGCCACAAGCGUUGACCCUCAGAGAACAAAAGGACAAGAUAAUAAAGUGCAAAAUGGUUCAUUGCAUCAGAAGGAUACAGUUCAUGACAAUGAUUUUGAACCUUACCUUUCUGGACAGUCGAAUCAGAACAAUAGCUAUCCCUCAAUGACUGAUCCCUACCUUCCCAGUUACUAUCCACCAUCUAUUGGAUUUCCUUAUUCUCUCAGUGAAGCACCAUGGUCUACUGGAGGUGAUCCUCCUAUCCCAUACCUCACCACUUAUGGACAGCUUAGUAAUGGAGAUCAUCAUUUUAUGCACGAUGCUGUUUUUGGCCAGCCUGGGGGCCUGGGAAAUAAUAUCUAUCAACACCGGUUUAAUUUUUUCCCCGAAAAUCCUGCCUUCUCAGCUUGGGGAACAAGUGGAUCCCAAGGACAACAGACACAAAGUUCAGCUUAUGGAAGCAGUUACAGCUACCCACCUAGUUCCUUGGGUGGUACUAUUGUGGAUGGACAGACAGGAUUUCAUAAUGACACUUUAAAUAAGGCUCCUGGAAUGAAUAGCAUUGAGCAGGGCAUGGUGGGACUUAAGAUUGGUGGAGAUGUUACAACAUCUGCAGUCAAGACGGUGGGAUCUGUGGUUAACAGUGCUGCAAUGGCCGGUGCCCUUUCCGGAAAUGGUGGAUCAAGUGUGAACUUACCGGUUUCAAAGCCAACAUCUUGGGCAGCCAUUGCUAGUAAACCUGCAAAACCACAACCCAAAAUGAAAACAAAAAGUGGACCUGUAAUUGGAGGGGCUUUGCCUCCACCACCUAUAAAACACAAUAUGGACAUAGGCACGUGGGACAAUAAGGGGCCUGUCACCAAGGCUCCAGCUCCUCAGCAGAUUCCGUCUCCUCAGUCUGUCCCACAGCAACAACAGCAGAUUGUCCAGCCUAUUCCUGCUCAGCCGCCUCCUCUAACCCAGCCACAAUAUCAGAGCUCUCAGCAGCCACCCCAAAACCGCUGGGUGGCACCUCGCAACCGAAAUGCAGCCUUUGGCCAAAGUGGAGGCACUGGCAAUGAGAGUAACUCCACUGGAAGUUCCCAGCCUAACUCUGUUCCUGGUGGAGAAUCCCACCCUGUUCUUGAAAAACUGAAAGCUGCCCACAGCUAUAAUCCGAAAGAGUUUGAUUGGAACCUUAAAAAUGGACGUGUGUUCAUCAUAAAAAGCUAUUCAGAGGAUGAUAUUCAUCGUUCCAUUAAAUAUUCCAUUUGGUGUAGCACAGAACAUGGCAACAAACGCUUGGACAGUGCUUUCCGCUCUAUGAACAGUAAAGGUCCCGUGUACUUACUCUUCAGUGUCAACGGUAGUGGACAUUUUUGUGGAGUAGCAGAAAUGAAGUCACCUGUGGACUAUGGCACUAGUGCUGGUGUCUGGUCUCAGGACAAAUGGAAGGGGAAAUUUGAUGUCAAGUGGAUCUUUGUCAAGGACGUACCCAACAACCAACUUCGACACAUCAGGCUGGAGAACAAUGACAACAAACCAGUUACAAACUCCCGUGACACGCAGGAGGUGCCCUUAGAAAAAGCGAAACAAGUGCUUAAAAUUAUUGCUACUUACAAGCACACAACCUCCAUCUUUGAUGACUUUUCUCAUUAUGAAAAACGCCAAGAAGAAGAAGAAGUGGUUCGCAAGGAACGGCAGAAUCGAAGCAAACAAUAAAGAAUAAAGUUUCCUAUAUAUACUAGAACUGAUCUCAAAUUUGACUAUGAAAAACGUUUAAAAAUAUAUUCUGGUGCUGUAUUUUGGCAUCAGGACAUACUAAAGCUUUCAGCUCCAAUGUAUCUUCUCGUGCAGGGGAAAUUAAGUUGUUGCAUCCUUAAGUACUUUGUAGAUUAUUUUUGCCCUGGUGGAUAUGAGUUAAUUUGUAUUUUUUCUAUGUACUAUGCUGUAGAAUCCAUUAAUAAAUGAGUAUCUGUUUUGUUCAUCAGUGAUAAGUCAAACUGACCUAAUAAGAACUGUAAGUCUCCUUAAAAAAAAAUCUAAUGCUUCCCAAAGAUUUUUUUUUUAUUUUGACAGAAAUUAUGUUCCUAUUCGUAUAUUCACAAUUUUAUAUAUCUCUCUAUGAACCUUGUUAUUACUUCCCAUGUUGCUCUAUGGCACACAAUAGAAGCCAUGCAUUGUUUUGUCAUUUAAGGAAUUAUGUUAAUACACCACACGGUUAAAAUAUUCAAAUCAAAAGAAAAAUCAGAUCACUCUGUGCAAUUGCUAUGUAAUUGAUUUAUAUGCACAAUUAUAAUUCAGAAAUGCUAAUAUAAAGUUCAAUUUUGUUCUGUCUCAAGGAAAUCAUUGAACCUAAAAUUUUUCAGUUCAAAGAAAAUGUUUUUUUCCUUCUGGAAAUAUUUCCUUUUCACAGUCUGUUAAAACAAUGCUUCAUUGUGCAUUUGUUUUACCAUAUCCUGCAGGGUGAUAUUUUCUCUUGAGCAUAACUCUGUUUUAUUAGGUAGAUUAAUAAUAAAUAAUGUGAUGCUAUCAUCCUGCAGGGUUUUCAGGCCAUGUGUUUUAAACCUGGUUCAGCUUCAGGUUUUCUUAGUUUACUGCAGAUCAUUUUUAAUCUUUUCCCCCCUUUCCUUGUCCCCCAAAUCCUAUUACCAUUUUAAGUUUUUAUACCAAUAAUGCUGAGCUUUAAUGUAGGAACUAAUAGUAUGGACAAUAUGAUGAAUUAUGCCUCAGAUGUUUAAAAUUGACAGUGUGUAUGUCUAAUUUUUUUCUUUUGUUGGAUGAGUAAAACAAAAAAACUUUUAAGAAACUGAAUUUGCUGUCAUGUUUUUGUGGAAUGAGGGAACCGUUGAAGAGCUCACCACCAACUGGAGUUUCAAUUAAGCAUGAAAAUGGUGCUCAUGCCUGUUGCUCUAGCACACUGAAUCUGCACGUGUUUAUUGUAGAGGAUCUUUACUAUAUUAGAAAGCAAAUAUCUUCUGAAAACUAUUUACUCAAAAAGGACCUCUGAUUUAAAGUUUAAACUGUAUCAUUUAGACUUGUAUUUAGAACGUAUAACUGUCUCUGAACUAUUACUGCCUGUAUGGAGUAAUGGACAACAUCAGAUUAACUUUUUUCCUCUAGGAGAAUACAAGCCUUAAUAAACAAUACCUAUUUAGCAA